This is a messenger RNA of Protopolystoma xenopodis, 2316 nucleotides long. The record is from the annotation of a GenBank genome assembly. NCBI's taxonomy places the organism in Eukaryota, Metazoa, Platyhelminthes, Monogenea, Polystomatidea, Polystomatidae.
AUGUUUCCUUUUCCCUCUCUGCUUGUUGAUGCCAAAAAGGGGGCCAAUUUGGAGCAGCAGAUUCGGGCUACCUGGCCGGAUACGAUGCAGGCGUUCGGUUGUCUCUCCGACGCCAGAGUUGUGCAAAAUAACGGCAUCUUCAGCCCGAUUCACAGUCGCCCAAAGAUACAGCAGCCAAGCCGUCCCGCUGACGCCGAGGUCAAGCGGCCUGAGGAGAAUACCGUUUGCCAGGUCCAUUUUGCCUCUUGUUCAUGCCGUAGGUCUCUGGAGGCGCUGACGGACGGUGCGUCGAUGAGUUCCGAAAGACGGCCAGAAAUUAUGAGUAAAUUGGCCAUUUUUUGCGAUGUCUCCUCGAUUCGUGGCAUUCAAAAGAUCAGCCGAGGCCAGACGCCUUUUAUUCGUCUCCUCUGGACGGGAUUUGUUGUCACGAUGACCUGUCUUCUGGCCAUGACUACCGCCUUUUUGGUAUCCGACUUUCUCAACUUCACCACAGCCUGGCAUAUACGCACUCUGCUGGACAACAAGACAGAAUUUCCCGGCGUCACGCUUUGCGGUCACAAUCCGUUUUCGCUUGAAGCCAAUCCAAUCUGGGCGAACAGGUCAAUGCUGACGCCGUGGGAGUUUCGCACCAGAAUGUACAACGCUGUGCGUGUGUUCAUCGAGACCGGCGAGGUACAGUACGCCCAAAGCGCCGUGAUCGACACCACCGAAGCCUUUUACGCCAACCUGCGUCCGCAUGAAGCCUUUCGAAUCGGCCAUCAAGACGAGAUGUUCCCGCAUUGCAUGUACAUGGUGGACGGUGCCAUGGUGGGUCUGGAAGGCUGUCGCCUUGACGAUCCAAGCAUUCCGUUUGUCAAACGGCAAUUCUCGCAUCCCAAAUAUUUCAACUGUUGGACAAUCGAGGGCAAAGCCGGCCCUCGAGGUGGCUGGGGCUGCAAUGCCUCCACGGAAGAGUGUGACGACAGUCUGAGCACAGCUGAAGUGAGUCGAUUGAUCCUGCUCGUCCGUUUGGUACCAUCAAGUCGUGUCGUCGAGGCGAAAGACGGCUUCGUGAUGGACACGUUCACGCGAGGUGAAGGUCUCAAAUUGACCAUUCACGAGGCCGGAGCCUAUCCGGAGGUCGAGAAGACCGGCGUCAAUGUGCAGCCGAGCCGAUUGAAUGAGGCCAUCUUCCAGACGCAUCUUUGGUCUCGUCUUCCCACGCCCCGAGCGCCCUGCGACGAUCAUCAACCGGCCAUUCGUGACCUCGAUGCCACUUACAUGUACGAUUUUGCGCAAUGCUUGGACACGGUGCUUCAAUGGAAGUCAAUUCACGAAUGCGGUUGCCUCAACUCCGAAUGGCCUCGACCCGUGCAACCCACCGACGUGCUGCGCAACAUCACCUACUGCGCCACUCUGCCCGAGCAUCCCGAGGAUCCGGAUCUGGUGGCCGGACUUAUACAACGCUUCCACUGCACCUACAACAUUCUCAUGCAUGUGAAAGAGUUGAAAGAGGCAGCUGUGCUCGCCGGUGUCUGCAAGCCGCGCUGUACCUUUUUCACGUAUGAAACCGGCCUCUCGAUCACCUCGUGGCGACCGAGCUCAAAAAAGCUGCAUCACUACACCCAACUGUAUGCUGAACUGGAGCUGUUUGUGCGUGAGUUGAACAAGACUGAGGCGCAAAACCGAUUUCUCGCCUACAUGAAGGACGUGGUCGAAGAGACGAAAGGUGAUACCGACACGGUGAGUCAGCCGAACAAUUUCGAUCAUGUCAAAAGUGAUCCAAACGAUCAAAUGUCCGAAGUGACCGAAGAAGGCCUACACACCAUCAUCAGCGUGGUACGCAAAGACUACGACACAAUGUUCAAAGAGGAACGCUUGGUCUUUGACAUUUACAUUUUGAUCUCUCGAGUCGGCGGUCUCUGCUCUCUCUUCAUCGGUCUCACCACGGCCGUCCUCAUCGAGAUGGUCGAAUUUGUCUAUUUGGCCUGGCUGGCGUCGAGACGAGCCAAAAGAUCCGCUGCCGUCGCUGCAACGUGCCCAUCGCGUCGCAACAUGCCGCAAUUCGGCGCAGCUCGAGAUCCUUCGAAUUGUCUUUGUCGAAGUUUGGUUGCUAUGGAGACCGGCCGUGAUGUGUCUGCACGUCAGAUGGUCGUUUGUCGUCCAUCCCAAUUGGAUGCUGUACCCGAAGGUAGCGGAGAGUCAGGCAGAGCAGAGAUUGAUGACGAGAAAAGAGGAGAACAUCACUCAUCUCCGACCUUCGUCAUGGCUAUCCGACACCCAGACCCAGAACCGCCGACUUAUCAGACAAGAAUAGAUGAACCUAACGAAGGGUAG